AUGACUAUUAAAUUGGUGGUGGGUGAGUGUACUUUAAAUGUCGUUAGCGCGUACGUGCCGCAAGUAGGCUUGGAUGAGGAGAUUAAAAGGCGCUUUUGGGAGGGGUUGGAUGACAUCGUUCGUAGUAUUCCGCCUUCCGAGAGGUUAUUCAUAGGAGGUGACUUAAAUGGUCAUAUUGGGUCGUCUGCAGGUGGUUAUACUGAGGUGCAUGGCGGCUUUGGUUUCGGGGAGCGGAACGGAGGGGGCACUUCGCUGUUGGACUUUGCCAAGGCAUUCGAUCUAGUGAUUGCGAACUCAAGUUUUCCGAAGCGGGAGGAGCAUUUGGUUACUUACCGAAGCUCGGUGGCGAAGACUCAGAUUGACUAUCUCCUUCUCAGGAGAUGCGAUAGAAGGUUGUGCGAGGGUUGCAAAGUUAUCCCAGGUGAGACCCUUGCAACGCAACAUAGGCUUUUGGUGAUGGACAUUGGUAUUAUAAUAAGGAGGAAGAAGAGGUCAAUACGAGGCCGCCCGAGGAUUAGGUGGGGCGCCUUGACUAAGGAUAAAGCUCAGGAGUUGGAAGGAAGGUUAUUGGCAAUGGGAGCUUGGAGAAGUAGUGGGGACGCAAACACUAUGUGGUCGACGACGGCGGACUGUAUAAGGAAGGCGGCGAGAGAGGUGUUAGGGAUAUCUUCGGGCCGCGCCGGUGGCCACAAAGGAGACUGGUGGUAG
Molecule: messenger RNA, 708 nt
Organism: Nicotiana attenuata
Lineage: Eukaryota; Viridiplantae; Streptophyta; Magnoliopsida; Solanales; Solanaceae
Product: craniofacial development protein 2-like
Exons: 1
Coding region: 1-708 (235 amino acids)
Biological process (GO): chromatin remodeling
Cellular component (GO): nucleus
Source: RefSeq, a predicted model, not a curated record